Molecule: messenger RNA, 1365 nt
Organism: Pomacea canaliculata
Lineage: Eukaryota; Metazoa; Mollusca; Gastropoda; Architaenioglossa; Ampullariidae
Product: putative DMBT1-like protein
Exons: 5
Coding region: 118-1365 (415 amino acids)
Cellular component (GO): membrane
Source: RefSeq, a predicted model, not a curated record
CAUGAACUAAAAAUCUUAUCCCAUGGGUAGCGCAUCACUCUAUGUGUCUUUAUUUCAGCAAGCUCCUCUCUUUUCAUCGUUGUGGAGACAAACUCUACCAGCCUUGCCUACCCACUGAUGGAGGGAACCAAUGUUACACUGAAAUGCGUCUCCUCACAGCGAGGUCUGUCACAUCUUAACUUCUCUUGGCCAGAGACUGCAGGAGGUCGUCCUUCUGGUGAAUACCUCAUCUUUGACAACCUGACCAGAUCACACAAUGGAGGCAGAGUGAGGUGUAUGGCCAGUCAUGGACAGCCUCCGAGAAAGGAAAUUAUUACAAGUGACACAUUGGCAAUGAAUGUUUAUUAUCGCCCUGUGGUUAGAAUAAAAUGGGAAGGAAACACGUGUGAACCUCUGGAGUCCAGUCCAAGUCGCUGUGUUGUCAGCCAAUACCAGCAAGUCAUUCUUUACUGUGAGGCUGACAGCAACCCUCCUCCUGCUUCUGCAAGAUGGUCUGGACCGGUUAACAGUGCAACCGGACAGUUACAAAUAUCCUCUGCAAAUAAGACCUUUCACAAUGGUCGGUACAUCUGUAUUGUGUCUUCUAAGCCACUGUCCAGUGAUGGCCGUCUGACGCUAAAUUCGACAUACAGCUUUGAAGUCAUUGUAAAAUACUCAUCUCAAGUGCUGAACUUUCAAGUCAACGAAGAAAUGCAAUGGGUUGUGACUGUUCCUGAACACUCCCGAGUGUACAUGCGGUGUGAAGCUGAGGGGAGACCAUCACCUCACAUGACGAUUGUCCGUGACACGGGAGACAAGCGAGAGGUCGCCAGCAGACCCCGAGGAGCACUUCAGCUCACUGACCAAAGAGUAGUGUUAACAUAUAACUUGACUGCUGCACCUUACGAGGCUUCAGGUAACUACAGGUGUGAGGUGGACAACGGAGUUGGAAAAGAUAUUCAGAGCAUCAGGAUUUACGUUGUUUCAAGUCAGCUGACAGCUCGUUUGGCGAACGGGACGUGGUGGGCGGGGCGCCUGGAGGUGUUGUACGACGGGCGAUGGAGUACAGUGUGUGACGAUGACUUUGAUAAAAACGACGCUCGGGUGGCCUGUAGGAUGCUGGGAUUUGACAGUCCCGAAGCACUAUUUGUUGGCUCUAAGAUGUACGGGGCAGGUUCAGGAAACAUUUUGCUGGGCGACUUGGCUUGUACGGGUACAGAAACCAGCUUGGCAAAAUGUACCCACAAAGGGUACAAUAACCACAACUGUAACCACGGAAAAGAUGUCGGUGUCUUCUGCACCAUCCGUGAGGACUGCUUUAAUUUUAUUCACAACAUGCCACGCAGAAUGUACAGUUAUUUAUCUAGUAUCACUGCUUUCACAUAA